UUCUCGUAAUUCCAGCAGAGCGGAAGCAGACUCACCCGGAACCUCACAUCAACAGACCGAGUACACAUCUGCAAUGAGUUUUGAGUGGCCUUGGCAGUAUAACUUUCCUCCGUUUUUCACAUUACAGCCAAAUGCUGAUACGAGACAGAAGCAGUUGGCGGCAUGGUGCUCGCUUGUUCUGUCCUACUGUCGUCAUCGGAAGCUCUACACACUGGAUGUGCUUGAGGCGCAGGAAAGCCCUUUGUUUAACAACAAAAAAAUUGAGAGAAAACAUUCAGUUGAAGCCAUACAAAUAGUUUUUGAGGAACUGAGAAAAAAAGGGAACCUGGAAUGGUUGGACAAGAAUAAAACACGAUGUCUUAUAAUGUGGAGGAGACCAGAAGAGUGGGGCAAACUCAUUUAUCAGUGGGUUUCUAAAAAUGGCAUGGUGAAUUCAGUGUUUACACUUUAUGAACUCUCCAAUGGGGAUGACACUGAAAAAGAAGAGUUCCAUGGAUUGGAGGAUUGGAUGUUGCUGCGUUCGCUGCAGGCCCUACAGGCUGAAGGAAAGGCUGAAAUGAUCACUGUGGAAGAUGGAAAAGGAGUCAAGUUUUUUUGAAUCUGGCUCAAUUCAGACUUUGAAAGGAGGUGUUGGGGAUUCUGUCAUCUCAGCAUGAUGUUUUUCUUUAUGGUCCACUGGGAUGGUUUUUUUUGGAUUUAGAAAACACUCCACUAAAGUCAGUUAAUGAUAAAUUACUAUUUGGCAGAUGAGCCCAAACAAAGACGUAAGGAUUUUCCUUUUUGGAACAUGUUUAAAUUGGUGGUUUUACACCUGACAAAACUGAAGGUAAUUUUGGAGCCCAAUGAUGAAACCAAACAAAAAGAAUUGGAAUUAUGCAUAAAAAAUGUAAAUGGAAUAUUAGAAUCUGUGUAUAAAUCUUUUUUAUUUUCACUUUUAUUGCUGUUUAUUCCUAUGAAUUCUUCUACUUGAAGAAUUGUUCUGUGUAGAACUAAGCCAAAAGAAAGUCUUGUCAGACAUGGCUUUUGUGAGACCUAUGAUGCUUCCUUGAAAAUAAAAUGUCCUUGAGUUAAUCUUGUUUCUCAUGGCAGUGUAAUUUAUGUCAACGUUUUGCUAAGAUUUCUUUAGCAUUCCCUCAUUUUCCCUGGUUUCCACCUUAUCCUACAACACUGUAUCUUUUCUACCAUUGUAAUACUGUACAAAUAAAUGAGGAAGACAUUUUCAGUUCUCUCCUGUAAACCUUGAAA
Triplophysa dalaica is the source of this 1245-nucleotide messenger RNA. RefSeq names its product vacuolar protein sorting 25 homolog (gene vps25). Gene Ontology annotation, biological process: protein transport to vacuole involved in ubiquitin-dependent protein catabolic process via the multivesicular body sorting pathway. Gene Ontology annotation, molecular function: structural molecule activity; protein homodimerization activity. Gene Ontology annotation, cellular component: ESCRT II complex. The record is from RefSeq and is a predicted model, not a curated record. The transcript is spliced from 6 exons. Lineage: Eukaryota; Metazoa; Chordata; Actinopteri; Cypriniformes; Nemacheilidae. The coding region runs from base 74 to 598 and encodes 174 amino acids.